AUGUGGGGCUCCCGGGCGUUUUUAAGCACGGCACGAAACGAGCCCGGGACGGGCGCCCGUCGCAUGUCUCGGGGGUCACGGGCGCGCCCAUUGCUGGACGCUCCGAACACCGUUGACAGCCUGGACGACCCGACCAAGGACGCUGCGCGCCGGCCGCUCGAGAGUAGAAACCACGGCUGGGAUGGGCGACUGCCCCGGAAGAAGUGGCCGGCGCAGAGCUCGCACGCCACCAGAGGUGACGCGGCUCUCGCCUUCCACAUAGAACCACCGACCUCGACCGGGCCGACAUCGUGCGGGCAAACGUUCCCGGGUCCGGACCUGGCUGGCGGGGGCCCGUUUUGUAUGGGGUGGUCCGUGCGUCAACCCGCGCGCCCAUACAAAGUGGGCCUCUCAGGUUCGCCCGUUGCUUGGGCCGCAAGGGGACUUGGUCAACUCGCGCCGUCUCGCGCGCGCGCGCAGGGCCGGUCCUGGCCAACGGCGCCGGCCCCUGGCCUCCCUCCUGCCGCCUGCCGGUCUGCCCCCCCAAGGGUCCCCGCCAACUGGUCACCCCGGGCGCGCGCGCCCGGCUUCCAUUGA
Messenger RNA from Aspergillus novofumigatus IBT 16806, 576 nucleotides. RefSeq lists its product as uncharacterized. The coding region runs from base 1 to 576 and encodes 191 amino acids. The record is from RefSeq and is a predicted model, not a curated record. Lineage: Eukaryota; Fungi; Ascomycota; Eurotiomycetes; Eurotiales; Aspergillaceae. The transcript has 2 exons.